CAGGAGUCGGACAAGUCUAAAGAGGGGAACUGGGUCAAAAAAGAAUGUUUUUGUGUUUUUGUGUUUCGAGGUUCACUGAGGUGUCGCCCCAAUCCGUACAGGUCUAUCCUUCGUAGGUCCCCUUAUCCUCCGACACCAUGGCACUGAACCCAGGCAAGCCGAAGUCCAGCGUGCGCCUGGUUUUCUUUGGCGCAGCUGGCGUGGGCAAGACUGCGCUCAUCCAGCGCUUUCUGGCGGACACGUUUGAGGCUCAGCACAAGCGCACGGUGGAGGAACUGCAUUGCCUGGAGUAUGAGCUGGACGCGCAGCAGGUGCGCGUGGAGAUAAUGGACACGAGCGGCAGCUAUUCGUUCCCGGCCAUGAGGCAGCUGGGGAUCCGCCGCGGGGACGCCUUCGCCCUGGUCUAUUCGCUGCAAGAGCCCGAGUCCUUCCAGGAGGUGCGGAGGCUGCGCGCCGAGAUCCUGGAGACCAAGGGCGAGGCGCCCAGCCCGCCGCCCAUCGUGGUAGUGGGCAACAAAAGCGACCUGGCGCCCAGUGGGAGCUUCCCCGACGCUGUGAUCGCUGCCGUGGAGCUCGAGUGGGGCGGCAUCUACCUCGAGGCGUCCGCCAAGCUCGGAGAGAACGUACUGAGCCUCUUCCAGGAGCUCCUGCAGCUCGUGCACCUGCCCAGCCCCCUCGGCCGCCUUAGCCCGGUGCUGCGCCGUCGUCGCCAGACUUUCCCUGGGGGAGCACCAGAUGGGGCGGUGGGGGCGGUCUCCACGUCCCGAGCAGCGAUGCGCAAGCGUCACAGUUGCGCAGUGUCUUAGCGCUCCCGAUUCCACUUUAUCCGAGUGUCCCAAACCUAACGAAAGAAAGCGCAACCCCGGCUUAGUGCCCUUCCCUUUCUUUCUCGGUUUUCUCCUCACUUUGGUUCAGACUCUUGAACUUCCCCCUUGCUGAAGCUGCUGCGGGCAUCCUGCCACUACUUACUCGCCUCUCCCCGUAAGGGGCGCAGCUGAGCUCUUUCCCCGGGGAGGCGGAUGUUAUGUGUCCCCGUGGGACUGGGUCCCGGGAUUGGCUGAUCCCCGCGUUUAGGCUGGUGCGGGGAUAUAUACGUCCAGCAUGCCAACAUUCCUGUGUUAGGAUGGGCGGGGUGGAAACCAGGUGCCAAAUGUGAAUAACUAGGAAGUCCUGCACUUGCUGAUCUGUACUGAAGUGUGUGCUGAACUCCGGGAAAUGGGUGCUGCUGGACUAUUGCGGUGGCCGCUGGUCCCAUGGAAGGCUUCUGGGUAGGGUAGCAGUAAAAACUCCAACAUCUUCCAUGCAGUUAAAUUGGGGGCAAUUUGAGGGAGUUUGGACUAGAAGAUUCCUUCCAGCUCCAAAUCCUAUCACACUACGAAUAUGAGAAGAUCUUUACUUGGCUAUACAGUGGAAAAUGCCUGAUGUUCCAGGCCUCUGAAAAAUAGCAUCCAUGGUAAACUGUCAAGGCCAAAUUUAAUCGCUCCCCUUGAAAAGUCUGCCCGGACCUUUAAUCAGUUCUGCGGGAGGGGGCAUGUUAGCUUCAAGGGACCCCAUUAACAGUUGUUUUCUUCUACCCCACAUCCCCUCAAUGCCACAGUUUACCCUCGCAGCUGCAGUGCUUCUUAAGCAUUUUCAUUGUUUUAGCUUCCUGACUAGGUUGACUUCAGGGGCAAGGACUGGCAAUGGCAUAGUACAUAUAUACAUAUGCAUAUAUAUUUGGUAUACAAAUGUGGUUCGUCCAAUUCAGGACUAUGUUGCUGAGGUUGGGUGUAAAUAUUUGUAAAUAAAUUUCUAUUAACUACA
Vombatus ursinus (common wombat) is the source of this 1803-nucleotide messenger RNA. Its product is annotated as GTP-binding protein Di-Ras2-like. NCBI's taxonomy places the organism in Eukaryota, Metazoa, Chordata, Mammalia, Diprotodontia, Vombatidae. Gene Ontology annotation, molecular function: GTPase activity; GTP binding. The transcript has a single exon. The record is from RefSeq and is a predicted model, not a curated record. The coding region runs from base 138 to 806 and encodes 222 amino acids.